This is a messenger RNA of Fonsecaea erecta, 1269 nucleotides long. RefSeq lists its product as hypothetical. Bases 1 to 1269 code for a protein of 422 amino acids. Gene Ontology annotation, biological process: amino sugar metabolic process; peptidoglycan turnover. Gene Ontology annotation, molecular function: phosphotransferase activity, alcohol group as acceptor; ATP binding. The transcript has a single exon. NCBI's taxonomy places the organism in Eukaryota, Fungi, Ascomycota, Eurotiomycetes, Chaetothyriales, Herpotrichiellaceae. The record is from RefSeq and is a predicted model, not a curated record.
AUGCAUUAUAUCAUUGGGCUCAACAGUGGUUCUUCUUUCGACGGGAUAGACGCUGUUCUGUGCAGCAUUGAUAUUGCAGCAGAUGGACAUCCAGGUCGUCCAAAAUUCAUUGACGGCAUCUCGGAACCGUGGCCAGAGGAGUUACAGCCCGAUGUUUUACGGGCUUUCUCCAACGAGCUCUCACUCUUUGCCUUGUGCAGGCUCAACUAUGCUGCCGGCGCCGCAUAUGCCGAGAUCACAAACAAGCUGCUCGACAAGGUGGGAAUGAAGCCAGAAGACAUCGAGGUGGUCGGUUAUGACGGCCAGACAAUCUACCAAGAGCCUCCAGAUAGGGAGAAGGAAAGACGAUAUAUCGCAAGCGGGAACAAGAGCCUGGUUGAUCGGUGGACAAAGGGUGGAUUUGCAUGCGGCCUUUUCAUCGUCGAGUCAGGAGUUGUGACAGCCUUGACGGACAUCACAACCGUCACACAGUUCCGCCCACUUGACCAUGCAUUGGGGGGUUCAGCGGCACCACUGAUGCAAUAUCUCGAUUUUUGCUCAUUCAGGAAUGAAGGACCCAUCGUUUCAUUGAAUAUCGGGGGUAUUGCCAAUCUUCAGCUUGCUGACGCAGACCGGAAUGACAUGAUGGCCUUCGACACCGGUCCAGGCAAUGUGAUGAUCGACCACGUGAUGAAAGUUCGAGAAGGUAAACCAUAUGACGCUGGUGGUACACUCGCAGCCACAGGUCAAGUCAUUUCCGCCCUUCUGGAGAGGCUCGAAGGACAUCAAUUCUUCCUCCGAAAGCCACCUCGUUCGGCAUGGCGGCUCGACUUUGGGGGCCAAUAUGCGGAUAAAAUCCUGGAUGAUUACAAAGAUGCAUCAACCAAGGAUCUGUUGGCGACCCUCACGCUCUUCACGGCAAAGUCAAUUGAGCGAUCGGUCGUUGACUUUAUACUUCCCAAAGCACCUGUAAAGACCCUUAUUGCCAGUGGAGGAGGGACCAAGAACGACACGCUCAUGAUGCACCUGAAGGAAAUGCUGGCCUUGCACGGAGUGGACCUUCGCAUGAGCGAUGAGUAUGGGCUUCCUGCCCCGUUCAAGGAGGCCAUAAAAUUUGCAACCUUGGCAUUUGCAUGCAAGAACGGGCUUGCAAACAAUAUUCCCGCAGCUGGCGGAGCCUCCUCCUUUGCGGUCCUAGGCAAACUGAGUUUGGCGCCCAGACUAGCAAAGAUGGGUGGUGCCGUCCCGGAAAGUAACGUCUUUCCAGAACACGAAAUGGACCAGAGCUGA